This is a messenger RNA of Rangifer tarandus platyrhynchus (Svalbard reindeer), 420 nucleotides long. The record is from the annotation of a GenBank genome assembly. NCBI's taxonomy places the organism in Eukaryota, Metazoa, Chordata, Mammalia, Artiodactyla, Cervidae.
AUGCUUCUUUCCCAUUGGUCGGAACUGGGGCCUGUGGCCACACUCAGCUCCAAGGGGGGCUGGGAAAUGGAUGCUGGGAGACAGCUAGGAGUCCUUGCCACGGAAACAGCAGGGGGGUGGCUCCUCCAUUUGGUGACACAUCACACUGUGGACGAGCCAGGGAGCUCCCCAGCACUGGUGAUGGGGGCAGGGACCAGAGGCUGGCCCUCCGCAGUCUGGGAUUCUCCAGGUGAGAGUCCUGUGGGCAAGGCCCGUUGGUCAGGGGAGCCCUGGCAUUGGCAGCAUGCCCAGUCAGACAUCCUCCCAUCCUUUGUGCCAAAAAAGCCAGGGCCCAGUGGGCACUCUCUAUCUGGCCAUCUACCUAUCAGUCACCCCAGUCCUGCAGAGAGCAGCUCUCAGGCCAUACGGUCCAGUUUCUGA